Myzus persicae (green peach aphid) is the source of this 1122-nucleotide messenger RNA. RefSeq lists its product as uncharacterized. Gene Ontology annotation, molecular function: DNA binding. The transcript is spliced from 2 exons. Bases 61 to 1056 code for a protein of 331 amino acids. Gene Ontology annotation, cellular component: transcription regulator complex; nucleus. The record is from RefSeq and is a predicted model, not a curated record. Lineage: Eukaryota; Metazoa; Arthropoda; Insecta; Hemiptera; Aphididae. Gene Ontology annotation, biological process: regulation of transcription by RNA polymerase II.
AUUAUAAUUAUUAUAUAAUACCUGAAUAUUAUAUUUUGAUAAAUUGAUAAUUCAUUCACAAUGAAUGAGCAGUUGGAAAACAUUAAAUUUGUCGAGGAGGUAGAAAAACACGAAGUUUUAUAUAAUUAUAAUCUUCCUGGAUACUCAAGAAAAGACCUGACAGAAAAAGCAUGGCAAGAGAUAGCAGCCAAAUUAUAUUUAUUAUUUAUUAUUUUUAUUACAAUGAUUUUAGCGUCCGAGUGUAAAGAAAAAUGGCGUAAUCUUCGUACUGUUUUUACACGGAAAAUAAAAACUCCGGCAAGUGGGUCUGGUAGAAAUAAAAAAGCAUACUAUUUAACAGAUGCCAUGCAGUUUUCUAUCCCAUUUAUAAAAACGUUGGUUCCACCGUCCACUGGUAAUCUUCCGGAGAAACCGCAAGACGAAACGACUGAUGAAACGAUAGAAAAUACAGAAAUAUGUGAUGGUCCGACAAACUCAUCGUACUCAGAUCAGUCUUCAGAACUACAACCGCCACCACUUCCAACAUCACCAACGUUAGAAGCACCAUUCCUAUCACCUUCCGCAUCACCAGCAUCACCAGUACUAUCGCAACAAAUUAACCAUCCUGAAGAACAGUUCUCGUCUAGAAAUAAGAAAAACCUGAAGUUCAAAAAUAAAUCGGCAGUGGAAGCAGAUAAUUGUGUGGCUGAAUACUUUAAAGCUAAAAAGGCGAGAUUGGAAGCAAAUUUAGUUACUAAUACUUACAACAGUGAAAACAAAGAAGCUCUCAAGAUGUUUUUAUUAAGUUUGAUGCCUGAAGUUGAACAUUUUAGUAAGGAUCAGAUUAAAUUAUUUAAACGAAAAAUUUUCAGCGUUAUAGAUGAAAUAUCAUCCCAAUCAUCGUCAACAUUCUCGUCGCCAUCUACUACUUCAUUUCCGACAACACACACUUCGCAAUCUACCACGUCGUAUACAUCUGGGAGUACACCAUCAAAUGCACUUGAGUAUUACAGCAACUUUUCUGGGACAGUCGAAAACUACGAUGAGGAGUGCGAGUCCAGUUUCACACCAUUAUAGUUAUUUUAAUAUUCAUUAUUAAUUUCUUAAUUUAGUUAUUUAUUGAUAUUAUGUUAUUAUUACGAU